AUGCCGGUACUGACUUCCGUCAACUUCUCGGCACUCAUUGUAACUCAACUCCCUUCAAAACUUCUAAAGCCAAGAGCCAAGAUUUGGGGACAUGGUUUCUCUUCCGUUUCCAAGUAUUUCGGUACCGAGCACUUAAAUUUUGCUUUAGACCCUUCACUCCAUCAUCUAUGUCGGGGGCGAACUCUCGAAAUUUUAUUGCUGGGCCCCAUUCUUGAAGUAAUUGCAUCGCUCCAAUCAGCUUUCUGCUUUUAUCACACCAAAAGUCACGGUGAAUUUUGGACCUAUCAACGGUUGAAUUCGCGCAUCAGGAGCCCGAGAAAAGAACUCUUGAUCAAAUGUAAAAAGGAAAGAAGAAAAGGCCUUUCCGGGUAUAAGAAGGACUUUGUUUCGAUAACAGUGCCCGUUUCAUUGAAGGUCGGUGAAUAG
Messenger RNA from Sclerotinia sclerotiorum 1980 UF-70, 426 nucleotides. RefSeq lists its product with no specific name. The record is from RefSeq and is a predicted model, not a curated record. Lineage: Eukaryota; Fungi; Ascomycota; Leotiomycetes; Helotiales; Sclerotiniaceae. The transcript is spliced from 2 exons. The coding region runs from base 1 to 426 and encodes 141 amino acids.